Porites lobata is the source of this 315-nucleotide messenger RNA. Lineage: Eukaryota; Metazoa; Cnidaria; Anthozoa; Scleractinia; Poritidae. The record is from the annotation of a GenBank genome assembly.
GUGCAAUGGAGAUUUAUUAAUCUCAACACCUCCUUCAAUGCUUUGGUCGGACCUCCUAAACAAACUGUGAUGGUGUAUUCUGACGUCGUAGAGUCUACGAUUGUUGGUGCACAAAAACAUCCUUUGUUGAGAGAAGUACAACUGGAAAGAACAGGGUCUGGACGUGCUACCGUUGAACCUAUUCAUCACGAGUGGAUUAAACUACGCAGUAAUCGAUUGGAAGUGAUUGAAGUCCAAAUUGCUACGCCUGAUGGUCCUCUUUCUGUUCUUCCUCCGGGUAAAACGAUUGUCACUCUAGGCAUUCGUCUACUAUAA